AUGACAUAUAGUAAUCGGAACAUCGAUAAUGAUGAAACUGUAAUGCGUGAUAGUGAGAAAAAUCACAAUGUUGAUCAACGCGACGCUGCUUCAGACGGGAUAGAUAUAACAAAUGAAUUAUACUUUUUUGAAAAGGAAGUGCCAACUGUUGAUGAGCAAGAUCAUAAUGUCCAAGAACAAACAAGUGAAGAUGAAGAUUUAGCUGAAAAUUUCCCGAAACAUUAUGAUUAUUCAAUUCAACACCACUGCAUCCAUCGCGAUGGGUACAUAUUUUACAUUCACGAUUGAAACAGCAUUUAAUGAGAUAUAAUUGAAAACAGCCGAGAAAACAUCUGUCAACUAAAAGUCUUCUUGCUUUUCUGCCUCCAAGUUUAGAAAAACUAUUUCAUUUAACUAAACAUUAAGUUACAUUUCAUUACUUACCAUAAUAAUCUAUUUGACAAGCAUAAUAUCUCCUUAUAACUUUAUAAUUAUAUAUAUAUGUAUGUAAAUACAAAGUUUCCAUGUAUAUACUAAGUAAGACCGUAACAAAUAUACAUGGAAAAAGAUAUUGUGCUGUGCUUUUUUUCGAUGAAAUAAAAUAUGGUAUUUAUCCAUCAUCAAAAAUUAUACAAACAGAGCCAUUUCGUUGAGACUGUCACCAUAAUGGGAAGUAUUAUGCUUGACAAAAAGAUUAUUAUGGUAAGUACACUGUAAUGUCGGGAAUUAUUUAUAGAAAAUGCUCGGCGAUUUUCAAAAAGUCCAUAUAUAAAUUCCCUGAGGAUUUUCUAGAUUCUAGAAAAUCGAAUUUACAAGAAACUUGGAAAUUCG
Molecule: messenger RNA, 810 nt
Organism: Didymodactylos carnosus
Lineage: Eukaryota; Metazoa; Rotifera; Eurotatoria; Philodinida; Philodinidae
Source: the annotation of a GenBank genome assembly